AUUGGGCCAAUGUGAUUCUGAUUGAGCGGUGUGAAGAGUGUAGACGCCCCCAUGAUCAGCAUGCAAGUAUUAUGCUGUCUGUCCCACACUUUUCAGUGGCAAACGCCCUUUGGCACGCAUCCGUGCUUGAGCCGUGAUCAGGGGCAGACAUUGGGGACGUUGAGCGUCUGGCUCUGAAGGAGCGACGUUUGUUCAUCAACAAUGCGCCGGUGACACGAUACAGAGAUCAUUGCAAGCUUGAGAAGUGGUUCAGGCAUUCAUAGAGACUGGCCGUCUAGAGAAACCUACGGAACGCUUUGAGCCAUUCAGCGUUGCGUCAUGCAGCACUUCUCCUGUACAGAUCUCCUGCCUUCGUCUAGUAGCAUCAGCAGAUAGCGCGCUCAUUGAGACCUGGUAGCGGUUCGUCAAUCGGUCUUUAUUGGAGGAGAGUGGUUGAUGCCUGUCAACCAGGUUCAGGCAAAGCAGGCUCAUGCGGGGACUGUUGGCAACAUGAGGGCAAUCCUGGGUGUAAUCUAGAUAGAGGCGCAAAAUGUCUACAUCGCUUUUCCAGCCAAGAUCAGGGCUGAAGCAUAGAACGAGUGCGACUCUCGCCGCAUUUCUGUGCGUCACGCUUGCCUGCAUCGGGCUGUUUCAAUACAGAGUGUACAUAGACGGCGGUGACUGGGGGUUUAGUGUCUGUCCGACCCCUUCGGAAACAGCCAGAACGCUGUCUGAUUGUGGAACCUCAGUUCCACAACCUGAUCCGACUGCGCAAAUAGCAAACUUUUUGGAAAGAGUCUGGCCAUCUUACUGCAACUCGAGCUACCCACCCUACGUUCAUUUGAGAACCGAGACCCCCACCCUUGACUUCCAGUGGCUAGCGCUUCAUUCCUCCGCAACACAAAUCACCCUGAGAGGCCCCAAAGGCAAUACGAUCCCCCUUCAGGAGCUUGGAACUCUUCCGCUUGUCGAUCAGAAGAUAUACGUACUUCCCCCGACAAGAGACGUUGGCGAACAUCAGCUCUUCAUAGGCGAUGGCGAUUCCCCCAUCUCUACUUUUCAGCUCUACCCCCAUCAGUGCUCGUGCCCCGAGAGCCUCCCGCAAUUCUCAGAACGCUACAAGUGUUCUGAAAGGGCAAUACAGGUGGUUAAGAAGUCGAUCGCACGCUGUCCAAAGAAGUCGAUCACGCGGGAGCUGUUUCAGCAGGUUCCGUUCUACGGAAACAACAUCACGAUCCACUUUGCAAUCGUCGCGAACAAGCUGUACUGCAAGAAGGUCCACUUUCAAAAGUGCCCCCCGCCAAGGGACGAUGGCAGAGCAAGCGACAUCGUCCUGCAUAUUCAGCGUGUUCUACGGAGGGUUAAGGUUCCUGACAUGUGGUUUACCUGGAACUUGGACGACGGGCCACUCCUGCCUCCUUACGCAGUGCACCCCUUAUUCUCUCCGGCAGGCACAGCCUUCAACCGAGACUUUCUCCUACCGGACCCGUACAUGUCUGCGUGGAAAAGUUCCGGGGAAGAUCUCAAGUCGGCGAUCGCGGGGGCUGCAUGGGAGGAGCGGAAAGCGAAAGCGUAUUUCAUAGGGCGGCCAACGGGGGGCCCGUACCAUUACCUGUUACAUGCAACCGGCGCACAUAGGCUACACCCGCGACUGCACGCAGUAGAAUUGUCACGCGAAAGACCCGAUCUACUAGACGCCAUGGUGACGGCGGACAAGGACUCCGGGACUGACGUCAGCAGCUUCCCGGUGCUGGAAAAACUGGUCAAGAGCGGGCUGCUCGAGACCCGCUUCCAAGAAUCGCGGCAAAACGAAUUCAAGUACAACCUCGAUCUGCCGGGAAACUCGGCGGCGUGGCGGUUAUCGUUUAACCUUGGGUUUGGGGCGGUGACCAUCAAAAGCCGGACGCCGUACUACACGUAUUGGCAGUACCUCUUAGAAGACGGGCGCAACGUCCGGAUGACGGAAGACAUGCUGGCAGACUUGUUCGACGUGGUAGAGGAUGCGAAGCGGCGAGACGCAGACAUGAAGUGCAUAGCGCGGGAAGCCCAGCUGACGGCCAUGCUAGAUUUAAAGCAAGAGGAUUUGCUGUGUUGGACCGCUCAUAGUUUGAUAGAAGCGUCGUCGAUAAUGGCGUUCACGCCGACAAUGGAGGACGAUUUGACACUGGUCGAAGACCUCGGGCUGCAAGACCCGUCGACCUGCCAAUGUAUUUGAUAUGCAUAGAUCUGUGACAGGCAACCAGUCUCGUUAUGAGUGCGCGCUGCAACGAACUAGACUUGGACGUCACUAAGUACAAUGAUUCGUAGAAGGGUCUGUUAAAGGUGUUCUAGGCUAGAAACUUUGCGUCAUCAGCAGGUGUAGGUAUUAUCAACGUUGAUCGCCCUCGAAUAGUAGCAUGGCGGAUCAAUCAAGCUGAGUAUAGACGACAGUUGCAAAUAACACUGAUUGGCUGAGCCCUCUUCAAUUACAUUACUCACAGGAAG
Molecule: messenger RNA, 2463 nt
Organism: Klebsormidium nitens
Lineage: Eukaryota; Viridiplantae; Streptophyta; Klebsormidiophyceae; Klebsormidiales; Klebsormidiaceae
Source: the annotation of a GenBank genome assembly